AUGUUCUUGGGUACUGGCAGCUUAGACCAUCUCGGCCAUUCUGAAACGGUUGCAGCGCCUGAAUUUCACAGAGGUGCGGAUGCCGCCUCCCGCCGAUUCCGCGGGCCUGGGGCAGCGACUUCCGCAUUCUCGUCGACUCCCCGCCGCCUGUUGCUCUUUUCCUCCGCCUUAUUCGGUCUUGUAGCGCUCCUGCGCUUCUCUCCGCACUCCGCGCUUGACAUACGGUUGCGGUAUCGCGCUAGUAACGCGCAGAGCUCCGCCCCUUCUCAUAUUACGCGGGGUUACAUAGACAGCGCGGAACAAGCCCCAUGGGAGGAAGCUGAGACAUCCGCGGACGGGCUGCGCGGAUCCGCGGGAUACGCGGUGAAUCCUGGCCUCGCGCCACGCGAUCGGAAGGAGGGGGGCAGCCGCGAAGGGCGGCGGAAUUUUCGGCGAGAACUGUUGUAUGUGGAGUGGCGCGCGCGCGUUGAUGCACUCUCCGCGGAGCGGGCGGAGAAUGGGCCGUGGUGGGCGCGGGGGGAGUGGAGUUGGCCGGAAAAGGGGGAAGCGGAAGAGAGUGGGGAGGAGUGGAGAAUGGAGGAGGAGCAGUGGGUGAGGGAAGAGAGAGAGGGAAAAUUACAGGAUAUGCCGACUGGAGGGAAUGAUGGGGAGAGUACGAGUGAGGAUAUUUUUGACUUACCAGGAGCAAGUGAUGGGAAUGGUGAUGAGUCAGCAAAUCAAGGUGAUGACUCAGCAGAUUACAGAUAUGAGUCAGAAGAUCACAGGGAUGAGUCAGCAGAUAGCAUUGUACCAGGCAGUUUAGGUAGUGAUGGGAGUGUAGUUGUGAGAAAAGAGGAGGAGGGAGAGGUGGAGGAAGAAGGGGAGGAGGGAGAAGCGAAGGAGGGAGCGGAGGAGGGAGAGGAGGAGGAGGGGGACGAUUACGAUGACGAUGGGGAGAGGAGGAGGAGGAGGAGGAGGAGGAGGAGGGGGAGGAGGAGGAGGAGGAGGAGGAAGGGGAGGAUGAGGAGGGAGAGGAGGGAGAUGGGAUCUCGGGAGGGGAGAGUGGGGAGGGAGGGGAGGGGGAGGAGGCACAAGGGAGCAACAUCCAAACCUUUACCCGUGGCUGCUUCAUUCCCUCUCGUCCAUCCUAGCCAUUCAUCUGCCAACCCUACUAACGCUGCUGCAGGCAACUCGCUUGAAGCAGCAGCACCGGGUGCAUCGAAUGUGCUCUUAUCUGAGGCGCCUCGUCUAGGGGAAGCUGAAGAUGUGCCUUUUUCCAAGCCGCCUCAACUAGGGGAUACCGCAGAUGUGCCCUUUUUGAAGCCGCCUAAAUUAGGGGAAACCACAGAUGUGCCCUUUUCCAAGCCGCCUCAGUCAGAGGAUACUGCAGAUGUGCCCUUUUCCAAGCCGCCUCAAUCAGGGGAAACUGCAGAAGUGCCCUUUCCCAAUGCGCCUCGCAUGGGUUCACGGGAAGGGUUGGCUGGGUUACCGAACUGGGCAGUGAUGGUGACGCAGCGGGAGAAGUGGGAGGAGCAGGCGGAGUGGGAGGAGGCGAAGGAGAGGGACAAGGACGAUGCACGUGUGUCGCUGGCACCGCUGGUGGUGACGAUGCGGGGUGAGGGGGCGGGAGAGAAGGAGAUGGAGAGCGGAAAGGAGAGGGAGAGGGAGGAGGCGAAAGAGAGGGGCAAGGAUGAUGCACGUGUGUCGCUGGCACCGCUGGUGGUGACGAUGCGGGGUGAGGGGGCGAUGGGGGAGGAGACGGACAGGGGGGAUGCGGAGAAGGCGAGGGGGGAGGAGAGAGAGAGAGCGCAAAUGAGAGGGAAAAUGGGGUGGGGGAGAGGUGGAAGGAGAGGGGGGAGGGGGAGGAUGAGGAGCAAGAGCGUAUUUAUACAGGACCUGUUAAUAGCGAACAGUUUGGUGCUGCCCCUGUUCCGAGCUUGGAUAUUUAUGCUGGUGGUAAAGUGUUGA
Messenger RNA from Closterium sp. Yama58-4, 1947 nucleotides. NCBI's taxonomy places the organism in Eukaryota, Viridiplantae, Streptophyta, Zygnematophyceae, Desmidiales, Closteriaceae. The record is from the annotation of a GenBank genome assembly.